UAAACGAAUUAAAUUAAAACAGUAUUUACCACUAUUACGCAUGCGCACUACAAAACUGCUUUAAACAACACUUCUGUUCAGCCCCGCCUCAUUUUGCGCCCCUUUAUUCAUGAAGUUGCGUUUCUUCCACACGCGCCUCCUCCCGCCACACACACACACACACACACACACACACUUUUUCUCUCCUCUCCCAGUUAAGCUUUUAUUUUAAUUGGUCUGCUGCUGCUGGGAUGGAAGUCGUUUCCUCACAUUAACGUUAGCAGCAGGACAUACUGGAGCGCAGCUGAACUGAACUUUUCCAGACGGGCGGAGAUCAGACCCACAUGCUCAGCGCUGUGCUGUGCAGUUUGUUCUGCGGUAGUGAAUGAUCGAGUCACUUCGAGCAGACUGAGAAUGGAGCGCUAGUUUCUCGGACAUCCUGCCACUAUGGGAUGUGGACUGAGGAAGCUGGAGGAGCCUGAGGACAGCAGCCCGGGCAAAAUCUAUUCCACCCUGAAACGACCGCAAGUAGAAACUAAAACCGACACCGUGUACGAGUAUGUGCUGCUGGACUUCAGCUUAGAAGGCAGUCGACCCACGGUGCAGUACCUCUCUUCUCUGUGUGAGCUGCCUCAUGCCCUGCAGCCCUACUACACUCAGGGCUAUGUACUGGCUGCCUUCCAUCCCAUCAUCCUCUCUGUGGGCCGCACACGCUCGCUACCUUGCAGUCUGCUCUACCGGGCCAUCCUGACCAGGCAGCGCCCAAGUAAGCAUGCAGUGGCCAUGGUCCACAGUGUGCCAGUACUGAGGGUAGAAGAGUGGCCACUGCUUGGAGAGUCCCUCACCAGCGACACUGUAAAAGCACUUAUAGGCCGGGUAAACAGCAGUGCCCGCGGUGGUUUGCAGUUCGUGGGCUCUCUGCUCCAUCAGGCCGGAGGUGGAAGGUCUAACGGCAGGAUGGCGAGUCCAAGACGAAGUGGCCGUUCCCCACCGCUAACACCACCUGAGGCCAGAGACGUGGAGGAUGGAGGAUACAGCUCAGAUCUGAGUCUGCUGGUGCUGUUUCACUCCUGGGCUCCAGGUUGUGCGCCGCUGGACACACAAGCCUUCUGCUACCACCAGGGGGCACUGUCCAUGCGCGUGUCCAGGAAAGGCCAAGUCGUUAGUGCCCUGGAGGCUGACUGGCUCGAGCUGACGGCUGCCUACUAUCGCAAGGGCUGGUCUUUAGUGGACUCGUUCGUAUACUGGGACACACCUACAGGUGAGCCGGUACCCAGGUCAUUAGAGGGGCUGUUUGUGUAUGAGGAGAGACACCCUGCACCUCCUGCUAAUGACACCAUCGUUGUCGAGCAGUGGACUGUUAUUGAGGACUCAAAUGUAAAGACAGAUUACGGGCCGCUCCUACACACCCUGGCUGAGUUUGGUUGGUUACUGACCUGUGUGCUUCCCACACCCAUUAUUCGUCAUGACAGUGAUGGAAAUCUUGCCACCAAACAAGUGGUGUUUCUGCAGCGACCUGUUAAAUCCCAAUCCUUGACACAACGACACAACAGUCAGGCUAGCUGUAGCCGCAGAGAGACGGUCAAUCACUCGUUGAGCCGAGGGGUGGCAGCAUCUCACACAGAGGAGCUUUCCUCCACUUCAGGAGGCACUGGGGUUUUUCCUAUGUUUGGUGGGGGCUAUCCUAGUGCCCUGUCCCAUUUGGAAGAGGGAGGCUUCGAGCAGGAUGAUGGAGCAGCUGAGGUCACCUGUAUAUGACCAACCUGAAAUCAGGCUUUUCAAACCAGAGGAAUCCUUUUUAUAUGCUUUUAACUUAAGCUUUUUUACAUUUAUCCCAAUCCAUGUGUACUGGAGGCAAACACUGAGCACUUUUAUCAUUUUAUGAAGCCAUAUGUUUUUUACAGAGAGACUUUAUACCGUUUAUAUGACUAAAUCACACGCUGUCAGGGUUGGGCAGUUAACGGAAUGCAAGAAUCAGGAAUACGUAUUCAGAUGUUGAAAAAUCUACAUUUAAAUAAAUCAUAAUAAUAAUCAAUAAUAACUCACAAGCACACAUCACUUUAUAGAGUUGCUUUUUUCUAUACACAGCUGCAAAACUAGGUUGCCUCCAAACUGUGGCUGUCCUCAAGACCCCCCUCCCCCUGAAUCCCUUCAGCCCACCCUCCCUCAGACACAGCCAGAGCUGAGACUUGAACUUGAGAGCUUGGGAUCUCUGAAGUGGUAGGCUGGCAUGUUAGGCCGCUCCCUCUAUAGACCCGAGCGCCCUUCAUUUGCACUCUAAAAUAUUCCACAUACGUUUCCUGUUUUGUAUGUACUUUAAUGAAAUAUUUACUGACACAAUUUACCACAAGACUGUUUUCAUCAAAAGUUUGUUCCAGUAUUCUGCCCAACCCACACAUCAAUCACAACCCAUCUGAUCACGAUCAUCACAAAGCCCUUUUAAGGUGCAAGUUUGUGUACACUUCACAUGUUUUGGGUUUUUCUGCUCACACUUGCUUAUUUUUAGUUACGUUUUCCUGUUUUUCUUCUUUCUUUUUUCCACACAAGUCAGCAUCUCACUUCCUCCUGACACCUGCAAUGACUCAAACCUGACUCAAGGCUCCUCCACCACCACUGCAGGAUGUAAAUAUUUUUUUUGUGAAUUUUGGACACGCAUUUUGGUACUAAGGACACCCGGAGCACUGCAGUCAGAACAAGAACUCCAUCCCCUUUUAAAUGCUCCCCCCUUUUUUUACAGGGAGAUUCUGAGAGAUUGUAAAUGUGUUUGGAGGGUGUACGUGUAAAAUGAUCACAAUUGUGUUAAAUGCUUUAAAUUUCAGUUUUUGUCUUGAACAAAUUACACCCACAGUAGUUCUACAUGACAGCUUGUACAGCAUUAGUGCUACUCAGCGUUGCUAUGAAUAGAGUCUGAUGAAACGUUUAAAAUAACGAAGAACUGGUUACAUUUAAUUGUUGUAGAUUUGUUCCAAAUUGAUUAAUAAUUCCUAAUAAGCAUCUUCCUCUGCAUUACUGUAUUUGUGCUGCUGUAUAUAAGAUUUAAAGCAAUAUUAUUGUCUUAUUUCCUGUAUUUUGACUAUAGCUACCCUAGGGUUGUGUAUCAGCUACAGUAUUUGGAGUGUUUAGUAUUGUUAAUAAUAAUAUUUUUAUGUGCUUGGGUGGUGCAGCGGUCUUUUAUGCCAGCCUGAUCGGUUAUGGUUGGGGGAAGGGGGGUUUGGGUGGCUGAAGCCCUGCAGUGGAUUGGCGUGAUGGUGAUACUGCCUUGUGCCCAGUGUGUCCUGAUGGAACUGAACCCGGCAUGACCCUGACCAGGAUAAAGCAGUUUAUAAAAAUAAAAUUGCCUCUAAUUUA
Messenger RNA from Trichomycterus rosablanca, 3327 nucleotides. It is a transcript of the gene rftn2, whose product is annotated as raftlin family member 2. The coding region runs from base 427 to 1737 and encodes 436 amino acids. Lineage: Eukaryota; Metazoa; Chordata; Actinopteri; Siluriformes; Trichomycteridae. The record is from RefSeq and is a predicted model, not a curated record. The transcript is spliced from 9 exons.